AUGCUGCAGUACCACCCCGGGCCUGUGGGGGUGGACCCUGACAUGCUGCAAUACCACCCCGGGCCUGUGGGGGUGGACCCUGACAUGCUGCAGUACCACCCCGGGCCUGUGGGGGUGGACCCUGACAUGCUGCAGUACCACUCCGGGCCUGUGGGGGUGGACCCUGACAUGCUGCAGUACCACCCCAGGCCUGUGGGGGUGGACCCUGACAUGCUGCAACACUGCUCCCUACGUCACAGACACUGCUCCCUACGUCACAGACACUGCUCCCUACGUCACAGACACUGCUCCCUACGUCACAGACACUGCUCCCUACGUCACACACACUGCUCCCUACGUCACACAGACACUGCUCCCUACGUCACAGACACUGCUCCCUACGUCACACAGACACUGCUCCCUACGUCACAGACACUGCUCCCUACGUCACAGACACUGCUCCCUACGUCACAGACACUGCUCCCUACGUCACACAGACACUGCUCCCUACGUCACACAGACACUGCUCCCUACGUCACAGACACUGCUCCCUACGUCACAGACACUGCUCCCUACGUCACAGACACUGCUCCCUACGUCACAGACACUGCUCCCUACGUCACAGACACUGCUCCCUACGUCACAGACACUGCUCCCUACGUCACAGACACUGCUCCCUACGUCACAGACACUGCUCCCUACGUCACAGAACACUGCUCCCUACGUCACAGACACUGCUCCCUACGUCACAGACACACUGCUCCCUACGUCACACAGACACUGCUCCCUACGUCACAGACACUGCUCCCUACGUCACAGACACUGCUCCCUACGUCACAGACACUGCUCCCUACGUCACACAGACACUGCUCCCUACGUCACAGACACUGCUCCCUACGUCACAGACACUGCUCCCUACGUCACAGACACUGCUCCCUACGUCACAGACACUGCUCCCUACGUCACAGACACUGCUCCCUACGUCACAGACACUGCUCCCUACGUCACACAGACACUGCUCCCUACGUCACAGACACUGCUCCCUACGUCACAGACACUGCUCCCUACGUCACAGACACUGCUCCCUACGUCACAGACACUGCUCCCUACGUCACAGACACUGCUCCCUACGUCACAGACACUGCUCCCUACGUCACAGACACUGCUCCCUACGUCACAGACACUGCUCCCUACGUCACAGACACUGCUCCCUACGUCACAGACACUGCUCCCUACGUCACAGACACUGCUCCCUACGUCACAGACACUGCUCCCUACGUCACAGACACUGCUCCCUACGUCACAGACACUGCUCCCUACGUCACAGACACUGCUCCCUACGUCACAGACACACUGCUCCCUACGUCACAGACACUGCUCCCUACACACUGCUCCUACGUCACAGACACUGCUCCCUACGUCACACAGACACUGCUCCCUACGUCACAGACACUGCUCCCUACGUCACAGACACUGCUCCCUACGUCACAGACACUGCUCCCUACGUCACAGACACACUGCUCCCUACGUCACACAGACACUGCUCCCUACGUCACACAGACAUGCCCCUACGUCACAGACACUGCUCCCUACGUCACACAGACACUGCUCCCUACGUCACACAGACACUGCUCCCUACGUCACACAGACACUGCUCCCUACGUCACAGACACUGCUCCCUACGUCACAGACACUGCUCCCUACGUCACAGACACUGCUCCCUACGUCACAGACACUGCUCCCUACGUCACAGACACUGCUCCCUACGUCACAGACACUGCUCCCUACGUCACAGACACUGCUCCCUACGUCACAGACACUGCUCCCUACGUCACAGACACUGCUCCCUACGUCACACGACACUGCUCCCUACGUCACACAGACACUGCUCCCUACGUCACACAGACACUGCUCCCUACGUCACAGACACUGCUCCCUACGUCACACAGACACUGCUCCCUACGUCACACAGACACUGCUCCCCUACGUCACAGACACACUGCCCCCUACGUCCACAGACACUGCUCCCUACGUCACACAGACACUGCUCCCUACGUCACACAGACACUGCUCCCUACGUCACACAGACACUGCUCCCUACGUCACACAGACACUGCUCCCUACGUCACAGACACUGCUCCCUACGUCACAGACACUGCUCCCUACGUCACAGACACUGCUCCCUACGUCACAGACACUGCUCCCUACGUCACAGACACUGCUCCCUACGUCACAGACACUGCUCCCUACGUCACAGACACUGCUCCCUACGUCACACAGACACUGCUCCCUACGUCACACAGACACUGCUCCCUACGUCACAGACACUGCUCCCUACGUCACACAGACACUGCUCCCUACGUCACACAGACACUGCUCCCUACGUCACACCAGACACUGCUCCCUACGUCACAGACACUGCUCCCUACGUCACACAGACACUGCUCCCUACGUCACAGACACUGCUCCCUACGUCACAGACACUGCUCCCUACGUCACACAGACACUGCUCCCUACGUCACACAGACACUGCUCCCUACGUCACAGACACUGCUCCCUACGUCACAGAGACACUGCUCCCUACGUCACACAGACACUGCUCCCUACGUCACAGACACUGCUCCCUACGUCACAGACACUGCUCCCUACGUCACAGACACUGCUCCCUACGUCACAGACACUGCUCCCUACGUCACACAGACACUGCUCCCUACGUCACAGACACUGCUCCCUACGUCACACAGACACUGCUCCCUACGUCACAGACACUGCUCCCUACGUCACAGACACUGCUCCCUACGUCAGACAGACACUGCUCCCUACGUCACAGACACUGCUCCCUACGUCACAGACACUGCUCCCUACGUCACAGACACUGCUCCCUACGUCACAGACACUGCUCCCUACGUCACAGACACUGCUCCCUACGGGGGCUCCAUGACCUCGGACUCUCCUCUCAUUGGUUCCACCUCAGCACUUCAGAAUCGCUUCAGAAUCGCUUCAGAAUCCUUCAUAGAUUAG
Molecule: messenger RNA, 3000 nt
Organism: Knipowitschia caucasica
Lineage: Eukaryota; Metazoa; Chordata; Actinopteri; Gobiiformes; Gobiidae
Source: the annotation of a GenBank genome assembly